UGAAAUCGUGCGACGUGACGUGGCAGAAACACGGCAAGGCGUUCAUCGGUUCCAUUACGCGGCUUCUGGAACGACUGCUGGACUAUCGCAACGUCAUGCAAGGACAAGAGAAUCGACACAAGCGAAUGAGCUGCACCUUUAAUCUAUUGAAUUUCUACAAAGACGAGGUUGAUCGGCGUGACAUGUACCUGCGCUACAUCUCACAAGUUGCACGACUCACUUGUCCGCCGACAAUUACACCGAAGCGGCCCUCACACUCCAGUUGCACGCCGGCCAAAUGGGCUGGUCCAGUCAAACGAUGCUGGCCGACGGUCAUCACUCAUCGCAAAUGGAAUGGCAACGCAAAGAGCAAUUGUACAUGAAGAGCAUCGCGUACUUUGACCGUGGCAAGUGCUGGGAAAAGGGCAUUCCGUUGUGCAAAGAGCUGGCCGAUUUUUACGAGACGCGCCUAUACGACUAUGGCAAACUGUCUCAUGUACUGCGCAUGCAAGCUGCAUUCUACGACCAUAUCCUGACCCAGUUGCGGCCCGAACCCGAAUACUCGCGUCGGCUUCUACGGCCAAGGUUUUCCGCUCUUCUUGCGCAAUCGGCUGUUCAUCUACCGCGGUUGGGAGUACGAGCGGAUCGGCGCGUUCACGCAGAGGCUCCAGACCGAGUUCCCCACUGCCCACAUUUUGACGAAGAACACGCCACCGGGUGACGCCAUCCGGACGUCGGAGGGCCAGCACAUCCAGAUCUGCAACGUGAAACCCGUGGCCGAGGAUCACCCCGUCUUCGACGCCGGACUCGUCGGCUUUCACGAGAAGAUACGCAGCUAUUACCGCGUCAACGACGUCCGUCGUUUUCAAUUGGACAGGCCCGUCCAUAAAGGACCGGUCGAUCGAGACAACGAGUUCAAGAGCCUUUGGAUUGAACGCACUUGGCUCGUUAGCGAGCAUCCG
Daphnia carinata is the source of this 941-nucleotide messenger RNA. Its product is annotated as dedicator of cytokinesis protein 3-like. The transcript has 3 exons. Gene Ontology annotation, cellular component: plasma membrane; cytoplasm. Lineage: Eukaryota; Metazoa; Arthropoda; Branchiopoda; Diplostraca; Daphniidae. The record is from RefSeq and is a predicted model, not a curated record. Gene Ontology annotation, biological process: small GTPase-mediated signal transduction. Bases 278 to 700 code for a protein of 140 amino acids. Gene Ontology annotation, molecular function: guanyl-nucleotide exchange factor activity; small GTPase binding.